Molecule: messenger RNA, 2528 nt
Organism: Cuscuta epithymum
Lineage: Eukaryota; Viridiplantae; Streptophyta; Magnoliopsida; Solanales; Convolvulaceae
Source: the annotation of a GenBank genome assembly
GAUAAAUGUAGUGUAAUACUUUAACUUAGUACUAUUACUACUAUUUCUCCUUGCCGGAUGCUUCAUAGUGGAACACAUCCUAUCAAUCAUAACUCUUCGCUCCAUACCCUCUCUCAACUAACUUUUCACAACAAACUUGAGCUUCUCUAUAAGUCGUAGGUUUCAUGUUCUUCGAAUCCUCUGCAAAACCUCCAAUUUCCCCAUUAUUUUAUUACCCUUUUUCCAAUCUUUGCUUAUCUACGCUGUAUUUAAUUAGGCAAAACACAGCGUCAGAGAAUAUAUACAUAUUUACACACACAUGUACGGCCGCAUAUACACAAUAUACAUAUGAAACUACUCUAAAGCUUUGUCCCAAGCUAUAUAGCCUCUGGCCUCUGCUAAAGAAAGCUUACCAAAAUCCCCAGAACUCUCCCCUUUAUUAGAUUCUGUUGUUUUGUUUCAGCUUGGACUAAUUAUGGAAAUGUGGGAUCUGAACGAUUCGCCGGAUCAGAGGGGAAACGGUGAAUCGGAAGAGGGCUGCUCUUCCCCUGCUGACGGCGACGACGACAAGGGUAAACGGGUCGGAUCCGUUUCCAAUUCGAGCUCGUCGGCGGUUGUCGUCGAGGACGCGUCGGAAGACGAGGACGAGUUUGAUGACGGCGGUAAGACCCAGAAGAAGAGAAAUACGGUUCCCGGGAAAAUCUUCGGCUUUCCGAUGGCGGGGGAGGCGCACGCCGACAGCUUCUCGCCGGUCACGCGGCAGUUCUUUCCCGUUGACGAGACGGAAAUGGUUGCCGGCUCCGGCGGAGACGGGUCGGUCCAUUUACCGAGGGCUCACUGGGUGGGGGUAAAAUUUUGCCAGUCUGAACCCCACGUCGCCGGCGGCGCGCCGGAGAAGGCUUUAGAGGGGUCUCAGCAGCCUUUGAAGAAAAGCCGCCGUGGGCCUCGGUCAAGAAGCUCUCAAUACCGCGGCGUCACGUUUUACCGGCGAACCGGCCGGUGGGAGUCUCACAUAUGGGAUUGUGGGAAACAAGUCUAUCUAGGUGGAUUUGAUACGGCACAUGCAGCUGCACGUGCAUAUGAUAGGGCAGCAAUCAAAUUCCGGGGAGUGGAAGCCGACAUAAAUUUUAGUCUGGAGGAUUAUGAAGACGACUUAAAACAGAUGAACAAUUUAACGAAGGAAGAAUUUGUUCAUGUACUUCGGCGACAAAGCACUGGUUUUCCCAGGGGGAGUUCAAAGUAUAGGGGCGUGACAUUGCAUAAAUGUGGUAGAUGGGAAGCUAGAAUGGGCCAAUUCUUAGGGAAAAAGUAUGUUUAUUUGGGUCUCUUUGAUACCGAAAUUGAAGCUGCCAGGGCUUAUGAUAAAGCGGCCAUAAAAUGCAACGGCAAGGAUGCAGUUACCAAUUUUGAUCCAAGUAUUUACGAGACUGAGCUUAAUUCCCCCUCUGAUAAUUGCGAAAACACAGCUGAACACAAUCUGGAUUUGAGCCUUGGGAGCUCCAGCUCUAAACAUGGGAGCCGAGAAAUGGCUGAAAAUAUGGGCCAGAAUUCAUCAUCAUCAAUGCAAUAUGAAAUGGAUUGGAGGCAUCAAGGGCAACAGGAGAUCCUAGCAGCGGACCAAAACGGGCGAGGAAGAGAAGGGUACACCGACAUGCAGCUCCUAACACGAGCUCACAUGCAGCAGCAGAUGUUCACUCCUCAUCACUUCAACACAUCACCUUUCCAAGUACACUACAUGAGCAGCAGCAGCAAUAUGGGAGGAAGAAUGGGUGGCUGGAACGGGGCGGCGGCUGCCGGAGAUCAGUUAACACUUUCCUCCACCACCAACAACAACACAACAAGCAGCAACCAGAAUAACAGCAUUCCUCAUCACCAUCAACAACAAUGGCAUCAGUCGUCGAAUCUUCAUCCUCAUCAUCAGAUAUUUGCAACUGCUGCUGCAGCAUCAUCAGGAUUCCCUCCUCUGCAGAUCCUAAGACCCCCUCCAACAUGGCCUCCUCACAAGAAUGGCUAUCACUACUCCUCUCCCUCUUUCAGACCACCUUAACCUCUCAUUUCACCACUAACCUUAGCAGCUUCCCUCUCUCUUUCCCUUCAAGGUAUUUCAAUUCAUUGAUCUUUAGACCAUAUGUACUGUUGCAGCUAGUGUAUGUUUCCCAAACAUGUGGUAUAAUUUAUUAUUGGUAUAUAUGUCAUUAUGGUUCUUCAUUGGAAAUUUGGAACCAGAAAAUGGUUUUGGCAACUUUUCCAAUCCUUAGGAAAAUUGAUGUUACUUCUACAUGUCAACUUUUCCAACAUAAGGAAAAUACUGUAAUAAUUAGGAGUUAGCAUCAAAUUUUGACUUAAAUUAGGCAUUGUUUUAGUCAUUAGUCCCACUAAUAUCUCAACGUGGAAUGUGAAUGUUUGUGACUUUUAAUAAAUGCCAAUAAUGUAUGCUUACAUUUGGCGGCUGAUAGUUGAUGUAAUUCUUGUCGUGCCGGCACCAUUGGAAUUCAACUCCAUCCAUUUUGUUAUCAAAGCCAAGUUCUAUAUGCGUUGCUCAUGAAUUA